Molecule: messenger RNA, 7734 nt
Organism: Symbiodinium necroappetens
Lineage: Eukaryota; Dinophyceae; Suessiales; Symbiodiniaceae
Source: the annotation of a GenBank genome assembly
AUGCCUUCGGAGGAUGCCUUCGUCUCCAGCGAUUCUGCGGAGUCAGUGACCGAAGGCAUCGAUGCCGUCGCGGUGCCCGUGGAGGGAGAAACCUUGUUGAUCUUGGAUUGCGAAGGUGGCAACAAUGCCAUGGCGGCCAUCCGGAGCCUGGUGAACGUCUUUGGACUUCUCCUCGGGACCCAGGUCGUGUUCGUCGCGAACGGAAUGGCAACCGAGCAGGCUUUGCAGACCUUGGGUGUUUCCCUGGCUGCGCGAUCGCUACUCCGCUUGGACGAAUCGUGCAACCUGCCAGAGCAGGAGCUGGUGUUCGUUGUGAACAAGAAUACCCUCAGAUAUGAGGGAAGUGCCUUGGAGAAGAUUCUGCAGCAGCAGUUCGACGAUCCGGGUCGGCAGGAGCUUCGCGAUACAGUCAGGGAGUGCUUCCCGGACAGGAGCUUCUUCACGGUCCCACUUAUGGGAAUGCCGACUUUUGACGAGUCCGUGAGUGCCUUGCGCUCGCAUCUUGCGGCCCAUCGAAAGCCACUGGAAAUGGGCGGUGUUUAUGUGACUGGCAGGCAUCUUGCCGGUGUGAUGGAGCUCGUGGUGGCAGAGGUGCGAAAGUCCCAGCAGGUGAACGUCCCAUCCAUGAACCGGUAUGUGAUCUACGAAGGAUUCCUGGUGCCAUUAACACAGGACCUGACCGAGUUCGCUCAAUCCCAGCUGCCCGAGCUGUCAGACUACGACCCGCGACUGGAAGAGAGGAGUCCCAUCGAGGGGAGCCUGAAUCGUUUCGACCAGGCAUGCAGCCACUUGACAUGCGAGGCGCUGAAGCGAGAGGCUCGCCAGCUGCUUUCUUCGAAGCUCUGGGAUCUGUGGAGCUGGUUGGAGGCCAAGAACGAGGUGCUGGGGAAUGAGAUCCGGGACUCCGUGCAGGAGACACGCGAGAUUGAGAUCAGCAACGCCAAAGCCCUGGUCGGAGGUGCAGGGCUCCUGCGCGAAGUGGUAGUCACCAAGCAGCUCUUCCGAGAAGAAGGCCCCCAAGAGGAAUCCAAGACCCCCACGACUGCCCCACAAGCCUCCCAGCUGCAUAAGGAGUUUGCGUUCGAUUCCUUGCCUGGGCUGCCAACGCUGCGUGGGUCACUGCUCAAAACCAGUCCAAAUCGCCUGCGAGCAAUGCUUCGUCUCCUUGGAGUUGACCAGCAGCCGCGAGUUUGCGUGGUUCAAGAUGGUCAUUUCAUGUGGUUUGAUGACGAAGGAGUGUCGACCAAAGGUCAAGCCAAGGGCUGCAUCAACUUUCUAGUGCACCGAGCACAGGUACGAAAAGACGUGGCAGUGGAAACGGCUUUCGUGAUCUGUCCUGCAGAGCCACACGGCUGGCGGGAACCGUCGUCUUUCACCGGAGAUGCCCGGCGGGCCUUUUGCUUUGAUGCAUGCGAUGCUGAGACCUGCACUCAGUGGGUCGAGACCGUAGCAGAGCACAUUCGCUUCGGCAACUUGGCUGCCGAGCAGAUGGGUGCAGCGCUGGGAUGGCAUGUGAAGGUCCAGAAACCGAUGUGGUCCCAGCUCGAUAGCGACAUUCAGGGCAAGGACCAUGCCAUGCUUCCAGCAUUGCUCAAAGGGUUGAGCAGCUGCUUGUUUGAGGACUCAACGAAGACCGACCUUGUACGGAGUCCGGAAGAUCGCUGGGCGGCUCCGCCGGCCAAGAAGCCCGUGUUGAACCUGGCGGUGAAGGUCCCGGAUGCAGGCGACAUGUGUUGGGUAGGAGUUACCGAUGAGGGAAGAUGUAUGCGCUUCACCAUGCCAGGCCAGAGGAACGACAAGGCAGCCUUGGCACUCAUCGACCCGGUGAAGGACGUGAAGCCGAAGUAUCCGCCAGGAGGUCACGCCUACGUGUGGGGCGUCACGUGGCCGGGCCACUCUGACAAGUGGGGGAACGAGGAAGCACCCUAUGUUGACUGGGAGGAGGUCGGCAAGGCUUUCAAGGUGUGGAAGGACCUGGGAAUGGGUGCUCCCUUGGAGUAUCUUCAGGGGACGUUUGCCAUCCUCAGCGAGGUAGCCUCCUCCAAGCUCCCGGCGAAGGGCGGCCUCCGCCUCAAAGAGUUGCCGACUUGCAGCUCUCCAGAGAUGUCUGGUGAGGCUGACGAGGAUGCUAUCUCGGAUGCUUCCUUCCAAUCGGCGGAUGAGGAGGAGGACGAGGAUGACCUAAACGACUUCAGUGAAAAUGCUGGCGGCGCAUCCUCGUCGAAGGGACAGGGAGAUGCGCAACCUCCUGGCCUUGAUGACGACGAUGACGAUGGAGGCAAGCGGUGGAACCUGAAACGGGAUGGAGACAAGGCUGGAGAUGCGCACGUGUGGAGGGUGGUUGGGGGUGGCGAUAAGGGUGGAAUCAUCGCUCGAGUAGGCGAAGAUGUGCGUUCUGACUUGGCGGAGGAACGCCUCGCCACCGGGGCCCUCCUCACCGAGCUGGCACAACCGGGAGAUCGGCUACACUUUCGCAAGCUCUGCGGAUCUGGACCUGCGGAAGGAUGGGUAUCGCUUCGGCUUCAGAGCGGAAAAGCGUUGGUUGAACGGGUCCCGGCACUUUGGCGCGUGGUGAGCACGAGCGGCGUCUUAGUUCGCACAGGCAGCAGUACCUCUGAAGAGGUGGUCGGGCGCUUGCUCGUGGGAAGUUUCGUUGAGGAGGAGCAAGUCGCGGGAGGGACACGGCUCCAAUAUCGACUACGUCUCGGUCAGGGUCCUGCAACUGGAUGGGUCAGCGUAUCGCUGCAGCAGAAGGCCCUGCUUCAGCCCGUGCGUGGUCGCAGCCAAGAAAUCUUCGAACUGCUCUCUGACCUGCGGGAUCCAAGCCUCCGUGCGGCACUACUGUUGGCGCAGGGCCUGCAAUCCAAUGAGGCUGAAGAAGUUCUAAGCAGCCUGUUGGACGGCCUUCUCGGUGAAGGCAGCCAGGCAUGUUUUCGCCUUAGGCGCAAGACCUUAAGGGUUCUCGCUGCCAUGGGCGCAUCUGAACAGACUGUCACAACACAAAGACACAUGCUCGUUCUGCUGGCGAAGUCUUUCGCCGACCCCGAUGCCACAGUUCGCUGCGAGGCUGCUCUGGUCGGGCCAAGGGUCUCUAAGAGCCUUGACCUCCCUGAGGCCAGGGACUUUCAAUCUCGAUUCCUUGGGCUCCUACGAGAUCCUUGCUGGCGCGUGCGUUUUCGUGCAGCAUCCUCGGCACGGUGGGACUCGGGACAUUUGGCUCUGACAGAGAUGCUUCCAGAGUUGAUCAAAGACGAGACCGACCCGGAUGUCUUGCACGUAUUGCAGACUGCGAAGGAGUCCUCGGUCGAGAAGGAGAAUACAGAGGAGGAAGACAAAGAAGUGAAGCUUGUGGACUCGACUGGGAUGCUUGAUGCUCUUCAGCCGCGACGCGACUUAUUCUCGCCACGUAAACUACGGAUUUUGUUGGCGCACGGGGCAAACUCCAACUCUGCCAUCAUGAAAUUUCAGAGCCUUCGUUUCAUGAAAGCAUUUCAGGCAGUUCAAGAUGCAGAGUGGAUAUGUCUGGAUGCUCCUUUCAUCUGGCAAGAAGUUGCUGGUGCCGAUGAUCCGAUUUUUCGAGAGCCUAGUCAGCUGGAGAGGACGAUCUCAAAAGGCGAGCCGUUUCGCGGUUGGUAUUCACAAGGGAACGGCUGCUACAACUUUGUUGAUGAGGGGGUCGAUGGCUUUUUGAGCCAGGUUCAGGCACAGGAUCCAGUCGAUGUGCUUCUGUGCUUCUCACAGGGAUCCAACUGCGUGUCCUUGGCCCUGGACAGUCUCCGUCGAAAAGGUGUUCGGAAAGCCCCCUGGGCAUUGACAGUCAUGUUCAGUGGUGGUCAAAUCGACGACCCAAUCUUCAGUUGGCCUGUCGGGUGGCUGUCCGAUCAGCCAACUCUGCGUGUUUAUACUUGCAAGAAUGAUGGUUUCUUCGAGGCAGGAGAGAGGUCACUUCGGGACAUGUACUCAGAUCUUCUCGAGCUUUCGCACGAGGACGGCCAUGCAUUUCCACACUCCGAGCCCCGUGCUGCGGAGAUCUACGCUUGCGCACAGUUGGAGCCCAUUUUCAACAGAAUGGCAGAGGAUCGUGAACACGUAAAGAUCUCCAAGAUGUUCUCGUAUGUGCUACGGCAUGCAGCUCACAAGCUGGAUGUGAGAAUCCGGAAGGAUGGUUUCGUCCGGCUGAAAGACAUCAUGGAACUGAAAAACUUCCGACCGUACAACCUGGAGGAGCUGAUGGCUUGCGUCUACUUCGAUGAGAAGGAGCGCUACACAAUGGUUCGGGAGUUCGAUGGCGAGCUCUUGAUCCGUGCCAACCAGGGUCACACCAUGAAGGUUGUCGAGGACGACCUCCUCCUGGAGCCCAUCACGGACCCCAGUACCGUGCAGGACUGUGUUCACGGCACGUACCUUGUGCAUUGGCCCUUCAUCAAGAAGCAGGGCCUCUCGAAGGUGGCGCGGAACCACAUCCAUCUCGCGCCGGGCCUCCCGGAGGAUGGCAAGAUCCGGGGCAUGCGAUCCACUGCGGAGCUGUUUCUCUACAUCGAUGUCCCGGCAGCCAUGCUGGAUGGGAUGAUCUUCUAUCGCAGCAAGAAUGAGGUCAUUCUCACCCAAGGGUUGGAUGGAUGGCUGCCGGUGAAAUAUUUCAUCAAGGCAGUGAAGAUCAACUACUCCACAUGUGACAUCGAGGAGUUGGACUUUGAUCGGAACGUCAACAUGCCAAACUGGGCUGCGGAGCUAGCUCCCUCCGGCCCGGGUGAAGCAGGAAGCUACAUGGUCAAGAACCUCGAGGCGUUGAUUGCAAACUGCCGAAAGCGAAUGGCCGAGAUCAACGAACUCAAGGCUCAGGUGGAAAAUGGGCAGCACCUGACGGAGGAGGAGCAGUCAAAGGUUGACCAGUACGCUGCGGUCUACGUCGAACUCCAGUCCCUGGAGCAGCGUUUCCGGCAGCACAAGGGAUAUCGCAGGGAGAGCACCCAGGAGAAGGAGCUCCGUGCCAAGGAGGAGGCGGAGGCAGCCACGGUGGUCCAACGGAAGGACAGAGCAGCCACGCCUCCCUGGGAGAAGGGCAAGACGAGCAUCGAGUCCACGGCCUUCAAGGCCACAGACAGAGAAAAGGCUGAAUGGGCGGCCAUCGGUAAGCGACGCGAGACUGCCUUGGAGAAGAAGGAUGACAAAAAAGAGGUGAAGGAGGAUCGCUGGGAUGCUCUUGGUCGGGGCCGGCUGACGGGAAACUCGGCGCCAACGUGCCGAGCUGAGACGAAGACUGUCGAUCUUCCACUGGCGUGGCCUUGGAAUGCCAGGCCGACUGCGGAGAAGGCGCCGCCGCCGAAGCCGCAGACGCCAUCAGGAGGUUCAGAGAACUGGCGCUUUGGCGGGAGCGGUGCCCCUGCGACUCCUUCGGCCGGGACAGCACGACCUGACACGUCCACGUCUGCGUCCGAGAAGCCGCGGUUAAAGCAGAGCCAAGCGGAGAACCGGCGGAGCGGCGAAGCGGGAGCCCAGUCUGAGGCCAGCAGCGAAGCCCUCAGGCCGGGGAUCGAGCGAGAGGAGUGCCAACUUGGCGUCUUACCUUGGCGAGGACCCCCGCGCUUCUUCAACUCCAAGCUGCAGCAGCAGAAGGAGCAGAAGGAGCGUGAAGAAAAGGCAGCAGAGGCCAAGGCUCCUGGCGCGACCGAGACUCUGAAGCUUCACGCUCCACGAACUGGCGUGAUCGACCGGCACCCAAGGCCGGCGAUGGGCCGGGACCUCGGCCUCCUGGGCCUCCGCAGAACUCAAGCGCGCCUCACGCCUGAGAGCGGACGCAGCCGAGGUAUGCAGCUCCACGGAAGUCCACAGGCCAUGAUGCCCAUGAACUCCGGGUGGAUGAGCCAAAUGAGCCCGCAACAGCAACAGAUGAUGAUGCAGCAGCAGAUGAUGCAGCAGCAAAUGGCACAGCAGCAGCAAUCGGGAGCAGUUUCAUUUAAGCCGAGCGUAUUUUUCACUCGCACAGAGUGCUGUGUGCUUCUUCCGCAGGCUGUGGCGGUUGUGGCUGUGGAUGUGGAAGCUGCCAGGGCUGCCAGGGCUGCCAGGGUUGUGGCUAUGGCUGCGGAGGGUGUCAGGGCCAGGCAUGCCAAGGCUGCCAAGGCUGCCAGGGCUGUCAAGGCUAUCAAGCAUGCCAGGGUUGUCCUGGGCAAGGGUGUGGGUGUUGGGCUGGCGGAGGUUGCUGCCAGGGUUGCAGCGGUUGUGGCUGUCAAGGCUGCGCAGGUGGCUGCGCAGGUGGCUGCGCAGGUGGCUGCGCCGGUGGCUGUGCCGGUGGCUGUGCCGGUGGCUGUGCCGGUGGCUGUGCCGGUGGCUGUGCUGCUGGUGGCUGUCGACAGGGUUGUGGAGGUGGCCAUGGAGCCUGCACUGGAUGCAGUGGUGCCACAGGAAAAGGUGGAACGGGUUAUGAAGAUCGCAACAUGCUCCAAGGCGGCCGCCCUUCUUGGAACGAGGAGGACGAGGACCGGUAUGGAGACGAUCAAGGCAGUGGAUGGAAAGGUGGAGAUGCUUGGGGUGGCAAAAAAGGUGCUCAAGGCCGCGGGGCCAACAAGGGCCAAGGCAAGAACAGCGGCGGCGGCGGCCAAGGCAAGGACCGUGGCAAAGGCCGAGGCCGCGAUCGCGACGAUGAAUGGGCGGCGCUGGGUCGCAUGCGGAACGCAGCUGCAGGCUGAGGUGCCUGGACCGUCCGAAGAGAAACGCACGGCCUUGCCUUGUCCUGGCCUGUACAUAGAAGGCUCGAGUUCCAGGGGCUGUCUUGAGAUGGUCUUGGAGGUGCGCAAGGCUGCGCCCGUAACAGCCUCCAAGCAUUUUUUACAUGAUGUGGAACACUGGCCCGGCCCAACAACAGAGAGUUUGCAGGAGGGCCACACGGAAGGCAGCUGCCACCUCCAAAAUAUGGGGCAGGGCUUGCCAAAGGCCGUCACUUCGGUGGCGGUCAAGCGAGUUGGCGGCACGGCCUUUCGAGUUGGUUUUGCAGAGAUGAACGGAUGGCGACCGAGCAUGGAGGAUGCCCACGUCAUCUAUGCCCAAGAUACCUGGGGUUUUUUCGGAGUCUUCGAUGGUCACGGAGGUGACCAGUGUUCUGGUUUCAUAGCCAGACGCAUCAACGAAGAGCUUGCAAAAAGUGGGAUGCCAGAAAGUGACGAAGCUGUUACAGAAUUGGCAUUCCGCUUAGACAAGGAGUUUCUCGACUCCAACCAGCCUAGCGGAUCGACAGGAACGUUUGUCAUUGUUCAAGCGCCAAGCACGCCUGGAGGCGAUUAUCACCUCCGAGUGGGCAACAUUGGCGAUAGCCGUGUGCUUCUGGGGCGGGCUGAUGGUUCGAUCUUCCCUGGGCCUGGAACCGACCGUGGCCUCACCACGGACCAUAAGCCAGACCUUGCGAGCGAAAGAGCGCGGAUUGAGCGCACUGGCGGUAACGUGCAGGAAGUAAUGGGAGUGGCACGGGUGAAUGGAGACUUGGCCGUUAGCCGUGCCUUCGGCGAUGCGCAGCACAAGAACACUGGAGGUCCAAGCCCGAAGGACCACCCGGUGAGCUGUGCCCCCGAGCUUCAGGAGUUCGAUUGUGGACCAACGGAUUUUCUUAUGCUGGUUUGUGAUGGAAUAUCGGAAGGCAGCUUUCCAAACGAGGCCGUUGUCAAAUUGGCAGCGGAGAAGCUGCAGAUUGCUGAGGGCCAACCAGUUGACCCAGCUCAGGCUGCGAUUGCCGUAUGCCACGAG